This is a messenger RNA of Pezoporus occidentalis (night parrot), 11670 nucleotides long. It is a transcript of the gene HIVEP2, whose product is annotated as HIVEP zinc finger 2. The coding region runs from base 2436 to 9983 and encodes 2515 amino acids. Gene Ontology annotation, cellular component: nucleus. Gene Ontology annotation, molecular function: RNA polymerase II cis-regulatory region sequence-specific DNA binding; DNA-binding transcription factor activity, RNA polymerase II-specific. Gene Ontology annotation, biological process: regulation of transcription by RNA polymerase II. The transcript is spliced from 11 exons. NCBI's taxonomy places the organism in Eukaryota, Metazoa, Chordata, Aves, Psittaciformes, Psittacidae. The record is from RefSeq and is a predicted model, not a curated record.
GGCUUUGUAUAUUGCAUGUAUUUUCCCAUGGAAUUUGCAAACUUGCCACGAAGUGUAUUUAGGCACUUCCCAGGUUCUUGGUGAUGUGGUAUUGCUCACAUUUACACCUCCCCUGUUUUUCAUGGCACUUGUGUUAUUCUAAGAGGUCCUACAGUUGAGAGCACAUGGGGAUUGGAAUGUUUUGACUCCCACAUCUUCUGUAGGAAGCAAAUUGUUUUAUUCCAGGGCGUUGCAUUGAGUAGGCACCAGUGAAAGAUCCAGGAAUGACGGAAGAAGAAAAGAGAGGCUGGUGCCAGGUGUCUGCAGCAAAUUGGUUGGGAUAAUCAGCUAGAGGGCACCAAUGAAUAUUUCUUCUUCAGGCUGUUAAAUUAGGCCAUGUGGACUGCCAGCAUAUAUAGAUACAUGAGAGAAAUGUGAGGGCUUUGCAAAACAGUUGUUCUAAAAAUAAUUUUGGUGUUAUUUUUGAUAAUGUUAUCACAGAUGAAGAAAAUGAGGUGGAUAUUUGUAGUCUGGGACAUUUCUUUCUCCUGCUUUACAGGGUAAACACUAUAAAUCCUUGAGUGUUUUUUUGGCUAGGUAAUGCUUUCCAAAAGUAUGUCAAUGAAGUAGGCAUUGGAAUCAUAGAAUACUUUCCGAUAUUUAGAUUUUAAAUAUGCACUAGAAAGUCAUUAACUUUUAGACUCCUAAGCACCAAAAUAGCUUCUGAAAAGGGGGAUUGGAGGUUAAACUCAGUUAAUUAAAAAAAAUCUAAGAUUUUAGUAUUACCAAAAAUGCAGAGUCAGUGUUUUGCCAUCAGCAGUUUUAGUUGUCUCACUUAUAGCCUACUAAGUCUGGUUGCUGGGAGGGCAUGCAAAGGCUCCUGAAACUGUUGAAGGAGGCAGUAUAGCGAGAUUACCUGCUCACUGGUUAAUUUAGGGGAUUUUGGUUUAAACUUCAUAUUAAUGCCAAAAAAAAAAAAAUGCAAUUGCACAGAAUCAUGGAGCAGUUUAGGCUAGAAGGUGUCUCUGUGGGCCAUCUUUCUAGCCCCUGCUCAAAGCAGGUAGGUAUAUGGUACAUAGUUUUGCAUGUCAUUGAUAACUUGCUUUUACAUAGUUUUGAUUUAUGUGAGAAACUAUUCAGGGUUUUUUUUUAGUAGUGAAGAGGCAAUUGCCAAGAGGGGUAAAAAUGAAGCCAGAAUUAUUUUGCAAAGAAGUUUAUCCAGACAGCGUUGAAGCAUCACCGAAAUAUCCCACACCAUUUCACAUAUAUUUAUAAUUUUUUUUAGAACAAACAUUUCUCUUGGGUGGCACCAAGGACUCAGUUUGAACAUUUGUGAAUCAAUUUUAAAUUGUUCCUUUCAUUGCUGGCUAAUAAUCAGAAGGAAUUGGUAAAUAGUAAAAGCAAAGGCUAUAUAUACAGCAUUUUAUAGCCAGUGGUUCUGUUUAGACUUAAUCCCUAUAAUGCAGUAUUAAAAUUUACAAAACAGCUUGUAAUUGCAGUAGCUUGUUUAAACUAGCUAUUUGUGGUUAUGUCUGCUGAGGAACUUAAACUUCAACGUUCCCUAGCCGUCUAAUAGCAGCAAAUUGACUGCGGGUCUCUUGUAAGAAUAUCUAAAUGUAGGCUGUUGAAUAAUCCCUUUGGGGGCCCUGUAACUAUUUUUGUGCCUGGAUAUGCGUCAUCAGUGGGUAUUUUCUCUGGUGACUAGCUUACAUCAGUAGGUCUCCUACCAUACACUCUAUCAGUGAGUGACUUAUGAUUGAUGGGAGUCACGGCUGCUGUUUAGCUUUUAUCUGUGACCUCAAAUAAUGGACAACAGGAAUUUCCAGGCUGUUAAAUUCCUUGAAUGACUGAAGGCACGGGAUGUUUCUGCUGAUAAAUGCAGGACUGUCUACUUAAGAAGCUGAGAGUGAGGUAGAAACUUUGAUGAAGCCUCUGUUCUGUGAGCCUCCUGCCGUUUUAAUCCCAAACCUUCAAGCUUCCUGUCCAUGGAAACCUGGAAUAGGUCCAGCCUUCUAGAAAUACGUACAACAUGCCUUGUAAAGAAGUUAGAUAAUGCUGGGUGGCCAAGUACCACAGCUCUAGAUGCUGCCAAUCCAAAGGCAGGUGGAGGAGAGAGUCAACAGCCAUAUUUGCUGGAGCAGUGAACCAGAUUGCCUUGACUGGAACCAUUACUCACUUGCACCUUUGACGGCAGCAGCCAGGAAAUUUGAAGACAGUCAUGCCUAUUAGAUGCUUAGAAGAUGCAGAUAGCUGUGUCAAAAUGGAGGAGAUGAAGCGAGCUUUGCUCUAGUAGAUCACAAAUAUUUCUGGGUCAUUCUGCAUCUCAGUAUUUAAUAACAAUGGAAAAUGUCCAAAUGCUAUAACAAGUCUUUGCAAAUACAUAAUAAAUGUUUAGGAAAGUUCCUGCCAUGAACAGAACUGUAUAAUACUCACAUUAGUGUACAGACACAAAUCUAAUGCCUAUAGACUACUGCGUGGAAAGUUCCAAAGAGAAAGAAAAGUCUGUGAAUUUGCAACAGCCCUGGAAAAAUGGCAGCAACAAAACUUUAAAAAGCACAGCUUUGGACACACUCCAUGUAUCUGCACAGCUUUCAAGUGAACUAGCACUUAAGACCUUGUGUAACAAAAUGGACUCUGGGGACACAGCUGUAGGGCAAAAAGCUACCUCAAGGUCUGGAGAAACUGCUAAAGUACCAAGUAGAUGGAGGCAAGAACAUUCAGCUGUUAUUAAGAUGAGCACUUUUGGCAAUCAAGAAGUACAGAGGCAACCACAAAUAGAUCACGAGCAAAUAGGAAACACAGCAUCAGCACAACUUUUUGGUUCUGGGAAAUUGGUAUCAUCAAAUGAAGCUGCACAGCAAGUCACAGAGAAGCAAUACCCACAGCAUCGUCCAAGUCCUUACUCAUGUCAACAUUCACUUUCUUUCCCACAGCAUUCAUUGCCACAAGGCUUCUUGCACAACAUAAAGCCACAUCAGAGCUUGGAAGGCCCUCCGUGGCAGUAUCCUAGCCACUUGCAAUCAGUUGCUUCAGAGGACUUGUUUCCUUUUCAUAUGCAUAGCCAUAGCGGAGGUUUCUCCAGGAAGAAGAUUUCAAGUUUGAACCCUGCAUACAGCCAAUAUUCACAGAAAUCUUUAGAACAAUCAGAAGAUGCUCACAAAAAGGAACACAAACCCAAAAAGCCUGGCAAGUACAUUUGUCCUUACUGUAAUCGGGCUUGUGCCAAACCUAGUGUACUUAAAAAGCAUAUUAGGUCUCAUACUGGGGAGCGACCGUACCCUUGUGUUCCUUGUGGUUUCUCCUUCAAGACGAAGAGCAACCUUUACAAGCACAGGAAGUCACAUGCCCAUGCAAUCAAGGCAGGAUUGGUACCUUUCACAGAGUCAGCAGUCUCUAAAUUGGACCUAGAUGCCAGUUACAUUGAUGUGGAGGCUGAAAUACAUUCAGAUGGCGAGCAGAGCACGGACACUGAUGAAGAGACCCCACUCCUAAUGGAAGGGUCUGACAAACUGAGCCCUGUCCCACAGCUCCCCCUGGACAUCGGUAGCAGGAGCAGUUUUCACUCCUCCAUGGAAGAGUCCUUGGUGGGGCCAAUGAAAGUGCCCAUUUUGAUUAUCCCUAAAAGUGGAAUUCAGUUACCCAGUGAGAGUUCACCAUAUAUUGGCUCUGAUAUGUUGCAAAACCCAUCCUUAAGUACCAAGUCUGAUGACUCUCAUACAGUUAAACAGCGACUUGCACUAAGACUGUCAGAGAAAAAAGGGCAAGAUUCUGAGCAGUCGUUAAACCUCCUGAGCCCACACAGCAAAGGAAGCACUGACUCUGGUUAUUUUUCCCGCUCAGAAAGUGCUGAGCAGCAAAUUAGCCCACCAAAUACUAAUGCAAAGUCUUAUGAAGAGAUCAUCUUUGGGAAGUUCUAUAGGAUUAAUCAAAGGACAGCACUAACAGUAGCCACAACAAAUCAGGAACACAGUUUAAUGGGUAGAAAGGGCAAAGCAGAGCCAUUACCUCUUUUAAAUAACAGAUUAGAUAUCAAGAUGCUGGAGGAACAUAUUACUCAGCUGACUCCAAAUAAAGAAGAACUCAUUGACUCCAGUAAUUUGAGCACUAUUAAAUCUACACAAGUUUAUCCAGGCGGCAGUAUAGAAUCUAGGCAGUCCCAGACCACCACAUCAUCCAUCAAAAAUGAAUCCAGUUUGUACCAAGUCAGUCUCCAGGGUGACAUGCCUGUCCUUCUAGAGCCUCCAGUAGAUUCCUCUCCUCUUAUUAGAAGUAACUCCAUGCCAACCUCUUCUGCAAACAACCUAAGUAUUCCCCCAUCUCUGAGAGGAAGCCAUUCAUUUGAUGAGAAGAUGACUGGCUCAGAUGAUGUAUUUUAUCCUGGGACAGUGGGAAUAUCCCACCAAAGGAUGUUGAGAAGGCAGGCUGCCUUUGAAUUGCCCUCUGUGCAGGAGGGACACUCAGAUUCAGACUAUCAUGGAAGAACAGGGAAAAAUAUCAUUAUUGCUUCCAGUAGACAAACAAUAGGUGACAAAGGACCAUUCUUAAAAGAGAAAACCUUUUAUGACUAUGAUGCCAGUGGAAAGCACUACAGAAAGUGGGAAGAAUUUGAAGCUCAGAAGCAGAGCUACAGGGACUCUCCAUCCUUAGGAGGGAUGAGCAAGGUGGGAGAGUACUUUGUUGAUCCAUUCGGACAAUCCCAGGCAGUGCCAUCCAUGCUUGGAACAACUUUUGAAAACAGAAAGCGCAGGAAAGAAGAGAGUGUUGGAGAUGAGGAAGACAGCCCCAUGCUUUGCAGCAGUACUACUGGAACCACUGGGGGAAUUCAGCCUUUGGACUUAGAUCCCAAAUCCCAAAUUCAGGAUGUGCCAAGGAGUGGGUUUGCCCUUCAAGGUCUGGACAAUGCUGCCCAUUGCCAUGCUGAGCGUUUUGAAAUCUGCAGGCCUUACUUGCAGUCUGGAAGCCCGGCUGCUUCUCUGGAAGACUCACCCUUAACUGCAGAACAAGAAAAGACUGCAGAAUCACUGGCCAGAAAGCCCCCUGGAAAUGUCAUUUCUGUCAUUCAGCACACAAAUUCAUUGAGCAGGCCAAACUCAUUUGAAAGGUCUGAAUCUACAGAAAUUAUUGCAUGCCAGCAGGAAAAGAUCUAUUCACCACCUGAAACAUGUGAAAGUGAGAUUUGUGAGUCCCCAAUGAGCCCAGACCGAGCUCCACAAACAGAAACUGCUGAAACCAGUAAGCCAUCUCCAUCCCAGCAGCCUCAGCCAUAUCAUAUGCAACCUAGGCUGGUUCGCCAGCACAACAUCCAGGUACCUGAAAUUCGUGUCACAGAAGAGCCAGAUAAGCCUGAGAAAGAUAAAGAAGUGCAGAGUAAAGAGCAAGAGAGACCCACUGAAGAAUUCCAGUGGCCUCAGAGAAGUGAAACCCUUUCUCAACUUCCAGCCGAAAAGCUACCACCCAAAAAGAAGCGUUUACGACUGGCUGACAUGGAGCACUCCUCUGGAGAAUCCAGCUUUGAGUCCACAGGUACAAGCCUCUCUCGCAGCCCUAGCCAAGAAAGUAAUUUGUCCCACAGUUCAAGUUUCUCAAUGUCCUUUGAAAGAGAAGAGAACAUGAAGCUCAUCACACCUUCCAAACAAGAUGAGUUUGGAAAACAGUCUGAGUUUUUAACAGUUCCAGCCGGUGCUUACUCACUUUCCGUCCCUGGGCAUCACCAUCAGAGGGAAAUGAGACGCUGCUCAUCUGAACAGAUGCCCUGUCCUCAUGCUGCUGAAAUCCCAGAGAUCCGAAGUAAAUCAUUUGAUUAUGGGAACCUGUCCCAUGCCUCUUCAGCUGGGACACCCACUACGGCACUGUCUCCAUCCCGAGAAAGGAAGAAAUGCUUCUUGGUUCGCCAGGCUUCCUUCAGUGGUUUUCCAGAGAUCUCCCAGACUGAUCAGAGUACAGAACAAAGUAUAAAGCAGGAGCAGAUGGAACAUGCACAGGCUGGUCUUCGCUCCUCCCAGCUUGCCUGGCAUCACUCUCCUUCCUCUGUACUUCAGCCCAUUCAGGUAGAUGACUCUGGAAAACAGGCUAUUGGCUCCUGUGCUCAACUUAGUAAUAGCUCAUCACACCUCACCCAGCAACAGGCUCUUCUUGCAGACAGCUCAGAAAUGUUAAGGACUUCCUUGAUCCAACAAGCACCUUAUAUUCCUAGCAAACAUCCAUCAGAGCAGCAGCAGCUAUUUGCACAUCAGGAAAAAGUCCCAUUUGACCCUAUUCAUAGCACCUUGUUUCAGUUCUCCUAUCCAGCUGUCUGCAUGGUUCACUUACCACCAUCUCAGCAGCCUGUCUUGUGGCAGUCAUGCACAGAACCUCUACACUUCCAGCAUCAUUUUGUACAACAGCUGCAGAAAUCUUAUGUCAAACAGCCUUUCCAAACAGAUGCUCCUCCAAGUUAUCACCUGGAACAUGCACCAGAGUAUAUUAGCAAGAAAUCAGCUGAUUAUAUGCAUGCUAAAGAGCAAGCAUACCAGCAUUACUCAGGAACAUCUGGGCAGUAUUCAAAAAAUACUCUUGCUAAGUACCAGUCAGACCACAGCAUUAAACCAACAGAUACCUCCUCUGAGCAGCAUCUUCAGACAGAUUUUGACUCCCCAAGUGAUGGAUCUGUACAGUCUUUGCCAGGAACAGUUGUUCCUGUCAGAAUUCAAACCCAUGUGCCAUCUUAUGGUAGUGUCAUGUACACAAGCAUUUCCCAGAUCCUUGGACAAAGUAACAGUCCUGCAAUUGUAAUUUGUAAAGUUGAUGAGACUGUUUCUCAAAGAACAUUGGCAACUAAUGCAACCAUGCAAGGAAUUGGAUUUAACAUAGCUCAGAUGUUGGGUCAGCAUGGAGGGCUAGAAAAGUAUCCUUUGUGGAAAGUGCCACAGACGUUACCACUAGGACUGGAGCCGCGAAUUCCCCUGUGUUUGCCUUCCAGUUCAGACAUGGCUUCUACCUUGGGAGGAGGCAAACGAAUGCUUUCACCUGCCAGCAGCUUGGAGCUCUUCAUGGAAACCAAGCAGCAGAAACGAGUCAAAGAAGAAAAAAUGUAUGGGCAGAUAGUUGAGGAACUAAGCGCAGUUGAGUUAACUAACUCAGAUAUAAAGAAAGAUUUCCCAAGAGUGCAGAAGCCUCAGCUAGUACGGCAGAGCUGUGCUACCGAGCCAAAAGAAAGUCUGCCAUCCAUGUCAUCCUCAUCACCACUGUCGUCCUCAUCAUCCCAAGAUUUCCCACCUGUGAGCAUGCCAGCACCUGAUGCUUUCCCACCGAGCAGGGAGAAACUUUCCAGUUUUGAUUCCACGUCACCAGGGCAGAAGUCCAGUGGCCCUUCGGAAGGAAGAGACUCGCCAGAAGAACUGGAUGUGGAUGAAACAGCUUCAGAUAUGAGCAUGAGUCCACAGAGGUCUUCAUUACCACCAGGAGAAAUUCAGCCAGAAGACCAGCUGAAACAUCAAAAAUUGCCUCUUGGGAUGUUAGUCCAGGUGUCAUCCAAUGGCAGUGGGAAAGUCACAGGCUCAACCAUUCUCCUGACAGACGCAGCAGAUUUUCAGCAGAUCCUUCAGUUCCCAAGUCUGCGCACUACUACUACUGUGAGCUGGUGUUUCUUAAACUAUACAAAGCCCAAUUACAUACAGCAACCAACCCUCAAAUCUUCAGUUUAUGCUUCAUGGUGUAUAAGUUCAUGUAACCCAAACCCAUCUGGGCUAAGUACAAAGACUACUUUAGCGCUUUUAAGGUCCAAGCAAAAAAACACCACGGAAAUCUACACUCUGGCUGCUAUGCAUAGACCUGGAGCUGGUAAACUGACAUCAUCAAGUGCAUGGAAGCAGUUUGCUCAGAUGAAACACGAGCCAUUCUUCUUGUUUGGCAGCAAGCUUGAAAAGAAAGUAGUGGGGAAUAUUAUAAAAGAAAGAGUAAAAGGAGACAUUCAUGGAGAUAAAGACAUUACAUCCAAACAAACUGAGCCGAUACGAAUUAAAAUCUUUGAAGGAGGGUAUAAAUCAAAUGAGGAUUAUGUCUAUGUCAGAGGUCGUGGCCGAGGAAAGUACAUUUGUGAAGAAUGUGGAAUUCGUUGCAAAAAGCCAAGCAUGCUCAAGAAACAUAUCCGCACUCAUACUGAUGUCCGGCCUUAUGUAUGCAAGUUGUGCAAUUUUGCUUUCAAAACUAAAGGAAAUCUGACAAAACAUAUGAAGUCUAAAGCACAUAUGAAAAAAUGCCUGGAGCUCGGAGUAUCAAUGACAUCUGUAGAUGAUGCUGAAACUGAAGAAGCAGAAAACAUGGAGGACAUGCAGCAGGAGGCAGAAAAGAGUAGCAACCUAGCAGGCCUGUCAGCAGAACACCAGUUUUCUGACGCAGAGGAGUCAGACGGCGAGGAUGGUGACGACAAUGAUGAUGAUGAUGAAGAUGAGGAUGAUUUUGAUGAUACUCAGGGAGACUCGACACCAAAAACCAGAUCAAGAAGCACCAGCCCACAGCCCCCUCGGUUCUCCUCCCUGUCAGUGAACUCAGCUGGGGCAUCACAGGGGGCUUCCCCUGAGGGCUCCCUUCCUGUGGGACACUCCUCCCUCAUCAGUUACUUGGUCACCUUACCUAGCAUUCAGGUUACUCAGCUUAUAACACCAAGCGACUCCUGUGAAGACUCACAGAUGACAGAGUAUCAGAGGUUUUUCCAGAGUAAGAGUACCGAUUCAGAGCCCGAUAAAGACAGAUUGGACAUACCCAGCUGCAUGGAUGAGGAUUAUGUGGUUUCAUUAGACCCUAGUUCAUCUCCGAGGGACCUCUCACCUUCCAGUCAACAGUCAUCACCCGGCUACGAUUCUUCACCCUAUAGAGAUAACUCACCAAAGAGGUAUUUAAUGCCAAAAGGGGAUUUGUCACCCAGAAGGCAUCUGUCACCCCGAAGAGAUAUUUCACCCAUGAGGCACCUUUCCCCACGGAAGGAGGCUGUGCUGAGGAGAGAGUUAUCACCAAGACGGGACAUGUCACCAAGACGUCACUUGUCACCAAGGAGACCAAUGUCACCCGGGAAAGAUGCAUCUGUUCGAAGAGAUUUAUCUCCUAGGCGAGAGAGGAGAUACAUGGCCUCUGUUAGAGCAGCAUCUCCACGGAGGGGCUUAUACCAUAAUCCAGCAUUGUCCAUGGGUCAAUAUUUACAGUCCGAAUCUUUUCCAGUGGGGCAUUCAAGAAGGGGGUUGUCUCAGGGGCCUUACUUCAAUGUAUAUGGAGAAAAAGGAGGCAUGGAGCACCGCAGGUCUAGCCAGUUCUCUGAAGAUCCGAGUGACUACGUCUUCAGUCAUCUUCCACUACACUCCCAGCAACAGAUCCGAGCACCCAUCCCCAUGAUGCCUAUCGGUGGUAUCCAGAUGGUCCAUUCAGUACCAGUGGCCCUUUCAAGUUUACAUUCUCCGUCCACUCUGGCCCUGCAGAGGGAGUGCUCUGAGGAUAAGCAAAGAGGAACCGCAGAAAUCCUUACAAAAGAAUCGUAUAGUAUUUCUAAGCACCACGAGAAACGUACCUCUCCGCACAGCUUGCACCUCACCGCUCCCUCCAGUGCGCCCUCCUCUUCGCUGCAGUUGCUGGCGCAAAGCACGUCAGAGGACAGUGUUGUAGCUACCGAGAGGGAGCAGGAGGAGAACAUACAGACUUGUACAAAAGCCAUAGCCUCUCUGCGAAUCGCCACAGAAGAAGCCGUUCUGCAUGGGGCAGAGCAGCCUCACCAGAAACCCUUAGAAAGUGCACAUUUUAGCAUUAAACACUUUAGUGGAUCUGAGCCGGGCCAGCCCUGUGCCUCAGCCACCCAUCCUGACUUGCACGGUGGUGAACAGGACAGUUUUGGUACAUCACAGACUGCAUUAGCACAUCCCACCUUUUACAGCAAGAGCUUUGUGGACGUCCGGCAGCUGGGCUUUCACAGCAGGAGCGACACCCCAUCAAGCACACAGGAAAGAAAAGAGCUGUCAUCUGAGAAGAGCAAGCCACAUUGAUCUGAGAUGCAUGGUGACUUUCACCCGUACAUUUACCCCACUUCCUUCUUUUUUUUUUUUUUUCUAGAGAUAGAAGUAUUCAACUUUACAGCAUGCCUGUUCUAAGUUACAGUAGUUUGCUAUUAUAUAUACUUUUGUUAUAUCAAAAGAAUUAGAUAAAAUAACAAGUCAUCAUGAGCCUGACCAAAACUAAAUUUGAAAUUCUUAUUGGGUCUGGUACUUUUAAAUUGUACAGAUGUUUGUGCCUUUUCUUUACUUUGCUUAUAUUCUUAUAAGCAUUUUUUUAGCAGUAAUUUGUACAUAUUUUAGAAUUUGUGUAUCUGCUUUGUAAUAAAUGUAAUUUCUUUCCUUUUUUGGACACUUGGAUCUAAAUGAUGUAAAGCAAAACAGCAUCAAUAUAUGUGAGGUUGCACUAAAACAUAUUUUUAUAUGAUUAAAACUGAACAGCUUUUAUGUACAGCUCUGAUUCUGUAAUACUAAUAUUUAUUUACUUUGUUUCAUAAAUUGUAAAUUUUUUUCUUAAUGUUGUGAAUUGCUUUUCUAUGUGAAGCAUGGGAUUUACUGUUGCGUAAUUAGAACAAAAUGUAUAUUGUAAAACAAGAUAUUUAAACUAGAGUAUCUUAUCUUAUUCUGCACUUAUGCAUUAGUUAAAAAAAAAAAAAAGAUAAAGGAUGUAUCAGUCAGUUCUUAACUCUUGUAAUUUUUUUUUGUCUCGUUUGCCGGAUUGACUAUAACUUAAGUGCUGAUUGUGAUUUUAAACUGAUAGUACCGUAAAGCAUUAAAGUAAAACAAUGUGCUAUUGUGAGUUUUUUCAAAGCUUUAUAAAACAGUUAUAUAUAUAUUAAAAGUAUUUGGUCUUAUGUGAACAUGUUGAUCUAUAUAUUCCUUUAAAAAGCUAUGGGAAAACAUUCCACCCCAUGUAAAUACGUGCAUCACUGGUGCUGUCUGUCUAACUCACCAGGACAGGCAAGGUUUGCUGUGCUGCCAGGCACGGGGCCAGGGCACUGCUGACUGCCAGGAAGAAGAGUCCAGCAGCAGGGUGGCGAGGUCCGUAUGGCCGCAUGGGGCUGGGUGAGGAGCCGGCCCGCUGGCUGGACAAGCGGCAUCCCGCCGAGCCCCAGCAGUCCCCUGCUCGCCAGGGCUGACUGUGGGGAGUAGCUGUCAUUCAGAGCUGCCCUGAAGUGUCAGAGAGGGGUUGGAGUGGGGAGAAAAGGCGUUUGCUUGCACUUGAACACCACAGCUGGUCACUCCCUACAGCGGUGCCUGAGUCAGCUUCAAGGGAAGCUCCCAUCCUAUCCCACUGAUGGAGGACCAUGGCCCUGCUGGUGAGGCAGAGAGCUCCACCACCCUGUCUCUUGGAGGAGUGGGAUUCACAGGCAAGAAAGUCGCAGUCUUCCAGAGCAGGGUGUCCAUCUGGAUUGGGCUUGCUCCAGGGGAAAGUCAGGUGGAGCCCAGGCUUGUGUUUGAACACAUGUGGUGGGUUACCACUACCACCAGCAGCAUGCGUGCGUGCACACAUGCACGCACUCAGACACACACACACACGGAGAUGAAAGAAACCCAACGACCUGGAUUAUAUUUUGUGCUAUUUAGUGGAUUAUAAAUCUGUGAAACCAAGUUUGUAUAUUGACUUACAAUACAUUUAAGGAGUGUUCUUUAAAAAGAAAUAAAUAUACAGUUACAUGCA